AUGUUAAUGUUUUCCGCUUGCGGUGGCGAUUGGUGGAAACUUGUGUGCCACGGCAGGGGGAGGAUAGUUGCCCACGGUUACCUGGGUGCCAAAGCAGGGCUCAUGCGGCUGUUCAAAGAAAUCAUCUGCAAACACAAUGGAGAAGGCUCAUCUCCCCCCUCCAAAGCACUUCUGCGCACCCAUGAAAGACCAUCCUCUAAUCACGAGGAGGAGGAUUCAGCAGACAGCACGAAGCAAGUGUGCCAGGCUUUCAUGAAUAUGGGGAAUCAGCAGGCCACAAAACUUCAGCCUAAUUGUCAUUUUGAAAGUUCUGAUGCUUUACUAAAAUCCCAAAGGAAACAGAUCCCUCGGAAGAGGAGGAGGAGAGCAGAAGGGUUAGUUUACACUGGUAAACUUCAUCAUAACCUCAAGAUGACAACUGGGACUCCACAAGUGCCUCUGAAGGCGAAAAGGCUGACAAAGCCUAAUACAACAAGUUCUCCUAUCUUUGGAGAGUGGACUUCAGCUGCCAGAGGAAAACAGUUAGUUGCAAAAGAAAGUGAGGAAAAAAGUGAUUCAUCACAGGUGUUAAAGCCAGUGUGGAGGGUGAAACUCUCCGAUGCUUCACCUGCAAGUUCACAGAAGUCGCUCAGCAAGAAAAGUCCUCUUUUUUCCAGAAAGAUUUUCUCUUCAAAGCAAGAAUCUUCUCCCCAUGACUCAGACACUGAGCUUUCUGAAUAUGAUAAUGACGUUUGCUCCAGGUUUUCCUCUGACGCUAGUGACGGGGCAAAAAGCAGCAAAGCUACAAGCCAGACACAUGAGAAAAUGAAGGCUGAAAAUGUUGAGAUGAAGUCGACUCAGGAGGCUGCAGAACAGCGGGUGAUGGGCAAGAUCGAGGAGGUGGAAAGGAUCAUACGCAGGGUGAGUCUCACCAGCUCAGACUGGAUCAAAGAUGGUGGUGAAGAACAAGAUGAAACUCAGAUGUCCUCAUUGGGGUAUCUUCAAGAGCACCAGUUUCUGCAGCAAAAAAGCCAAGCUGAGUUUAAAACUCAGUCCCGGCUGGACAGCCAGGGCAGCAGCUGCAAUGACGACGGUCCUCUGAUAGUUGAAGAGCUUCGUAUUCUGGGUGAAGCUCUGAGCCAAAGUCUCCAACAGGCCCUGAAGAUGGAAGAAUGGAAAACUAAGGGUGAGGAGCAAAGUCACGUGAUGCAAAGGCCUCUGAAUCUACCAUCGCUUCCUCACCAGUUUACCUUCUCUGUUCCAGAUAGGUCCUUAUCGUGCUCUUUCUCACCCACCCUGUCUGCCAGAACAUGCAGCAGUUUGGAAAGCUUGUCCCCAAUCUUGUCAUCUCCUCUCACAUCCAGUCUGACCAAUGUGACUGAUCAGCAUGAAGCAGAAAUCUCAGAUGGACACAGAGUGUGGACCAACUCAGAAGAAGAUAAACUGGUUGCUCUGGGACCUGGAGGCUGUAAAAGUACCACUAGCAACCCUGUAGGAGCAGAAACUGAUUGGAGGCACACACAGAAGCAGUUUUCGCUUUCAGACCAAGAAUAUCUGCUCUCUUCAGAUGAGGUUCUGCAGAAGCAGGAGGAGCUCUGGCAACUGGAGGUGGAGGAGUCUCUGUCCCACUGCAGGUCUCUUUUUCAUCCAUCCAGACCAAAACACGUUGACUUCUUGCGCAUCACCGCCCCUGAUGAUGACAUCACGGAAACACCCCCUGCCACACCUGUUCCCAAAGAGCUGAGGCUUUUAGCCUCCUCUUCUUGCUGCCUUUGUAACUGUCAUUCUGAACAAUGUGUUCUUGCCAAGAAAUUUGCUCUGGAGGAUGUGAAGCUGACUGGAUAA
Molecule: messenger RNA, 1824 nt
Organism: Melanotaenia boesemani (Boeseman's rainbowfish)
Lineage: Eukaryota; Metazoa; Chordata; Actinopteri; Atheriniformes; Melanotaeniidae
Exons: 6
Coding region: 1-1824 (607 amino acids)
Source: RefSeq, a predicted model, not a curated record